Messenger RNA from Bipolaris maydis ATCC 48331, 1296 nucleotides. RefSeq lists its product as uncharacterized. Gene Ontology annotation, molecular function: oxidoreductase activity. Lineage: Eukaryota; Fungi; Ascomycota; Dothideomycetes; Pleosporales; Pleosporaceae. The record is from RefSeq and is a predicted model, not a curated record.
AUGUCGCACACGAAUGAAGGUCAUAAGUAUGAUUGGUCGGAGAUAUCGAAAGGUCUGAGAACUGAUGCUGUUGUGUCAAGCACAUCAAACCUAAGGAACCACUACGAUGUCACCGUGAUCGGAAGUGGAUUUUGUGAUCUUGUUGCUGCUCGUAACCUGUCCUUGAAUCGUGACAUAAGACUACUGCUUCUGGAAGCUCGCGAUCGCAUCGGGGGCCGCACAUGGACAGCGAAAGAAUGGGGAGAGGACCUUGAAAUGGGGGACACAUCUUUGCAUUGGCAUCAACCCCAUGUUUACGCUGAGAUGCAUCGACACGGCCUGGAGAGGCAUCUCAAGACCUUAGCUGCAACAACAGACACGAAAUACAUGUUGUACAAGCCAGAAGGAUCAAGCGUGCAAAGGAUAGAUGACCAGAAAUAUGACCACCUAAGCUGCCAAGACCGACUCAAUCAACUGGAAUUACCGCAACAUGACAAGGAUCUUUUUGUUUCUCAGCCAAAUUCCUUUGGCAGUUGCAUUGCUCAAGACCUCGCGUGGACAGAUGCAUUGCGAUGGUAUGCUGUUUGUGGCUAUGGCCUCGCUACUAUGUACGAUGCCGUUGGUGGCUUCAAACUCGGUGGCGGAGGUACGACAAACAUGUGCCGCGAUAUACUAGCAGAAUAUCGAGGCAACAGAAUUUUCAGCAAGGUGGUCAAUGCUAUCAAGCAGACCAAAGACUCUAAAAUGGUAGUCAUUGCUUGUGCAGAUGGAUCUUCGUACAACGCACCCGGGAAGCAAAAUGCAAUCCAAGACGGUCAUAUAAACUUUGGUGAGAAGUACAUAGCCUCAUUGGACGCGGUAAAAGGAAACUGGUUCGCAAAUACUUCCGAUUUCAAAGACAGUUGUUUCUUUUUCGGAAUGAAGGAUCACAAUGGCACACAAUCAGCAAACCGAGCAGGCACAUAUGCCAUGAUGUUUGGCCAGAGUAGCAAGCUUCAAGAUUCCACCAACAGCGAUGAGAUUAUUGCUGAGUUUAAAAAGCUUCAGCCGAGUGGCAACGUGCGGGGAUAUGCGUCUCACACGUGGUCAAAAGAUCCAUAUGCCAAAGGCGCAUGGUUCGCUGCUUCUCCUGGCUGGGCUACCAAAAACUUAAAGGCGCUCCAGGAGCCCCAUGGCCGUGUGUUCAUGGCGAGUGCAGACUGGGCGCAAGGCUGGAGAGGUUUCAUUGAUGGUGCUAUUGAGCAAGGUACGCGGGCGGCGGCAAUCACCAAGUUGGCGCUCGAACAGGAAAACGGGACUGUAGAUGCUAAGCUCUAG